Poecilia reticulata (guppy) is the source of this 5255-nucleotide messenger RNA. Lineage: Eukaryota; Metazoa; Chordata; Actinopteri; Cyprinodontiformes; Poeciliidae. The record is from RefSeq and is a predicted model, not a curated record.
GCAGAGGGAUGCUGAUGGACCAGUGAGUCUGGAAACCCCCGCUCACACACCGACUGCAGUGAGUCUCCCUCAAGCUGAAAGCAUCUGUGCUACAUCUCUCUCUCUCUCUCUCUCUCUCUCUGUCUCUCUCUCUCUCUCUUUCCUGUCUGUCCUCCUCCUCUCUUCGCCUCCUCUCCUCACUCGCCCAGCAUCUCUCCGUCCUCCACAGCUCAGCCUGACUCACUCGAUUCUCCUCCUCUUCCUCCUUUCAUUCGAGCCAAGCCGAGAGACACGACCCGGGAUCAUGUCCUCCAACGUGCCCUCCGGGACCGCAGCCGGUGGCUCCGGGGUCAAAAGCAAGCCUCUUUCCCCUUUUAAGAAGCGGGGCAGCCUGCAGUACACAGCCAGCACAGUUGAACUUCGUGGCCCUCGCCGACUUCUCACUUCCCAGCAUUCCUUGCCUGGGAUCCCAGUGGCCCUGAAACAAUCCAUCGACCUCCGCACCUCCAUGGACGGGAAAUACAAGGAGAUAGCUGAGGAGCUGUUCUCCCGCAGCCUGGCGGAGAGUGAGAUGCGGAGCGCCCCCUAUGAGUUUCCAGAGGACAGCCCCAUCGAACAGCUGGAGGAGAAACGCCAUCGCCUUGAGCGGCAGAUAAGUCAGGAUGUCAAGUUCGAACCAGAUAUCCUCCUCCGAGCCAAACAGGAGUUUAUGAAGACAGACAGUGCCACAGACCUGGAAUUCAUGAAGGAGCAAAGCCAGGUUCCUAAUCAGCUGGAGAGAGACGUGGUCCCAGAGAGGGAGUAUCAGAGGGUCACUAUUUCCGGAGAGGAGAAAUGUGGGGUUCCCUUCACAGAUCUGCUGGACGCUGCCAAAUGUGUGGUGAAGGCUCUGUUCAUCAGACAAAAGUACAUGGGUCUGUCGCUGCAGAGCUUCUACAGGACCACGGCUCGCUACCUGCAGGAGCUGAGCGAGAGACCGCUCUACUUGGACAUCUACGAGGAGGAAGAGGAGCUGGCAGAGACCACCGAGACCAGCAUCACCGCAGAUACCACGGUGCACCCACCUGCUUCUGACACGCACCCGUACGAGAACCGGGACCCCGCCAGCAUGGCCCCCGAUGUGGGUUACAGCUGUAAGAUGGUGAACGGCGUCAUGCACGUGUACACCAGCAGGGACGUUAUGGAAAAGAGCACAGAGCUGGACCUGCCGUACCCAGACCUGCAGGAGUACAUCGCUGAUAUGAACGUCAUGAUGGCCCUCAUUAUUAAUGGACCCGUAAAGUCGUUUUGCUAUCGUCGGCUUCAGUAUCUCAGCUCCAAAUUCCAGAUGCACAUCCUGCUGAAUGAGAUGAAGGAGCUUGCAGCACAGAAAAAGGUUCCCCACAGAGACUUUUACAAUAUCCGUAAGGUAGACACUCACAUUCACGCUUCGUCUUGUAUGAACCAGAAGCAUCUUCUUCGUUUCAUCAAAAGAGCCAUGAAGAAAUAUCCAAAAGAGAUUGUGCAUGUGGAGAAAGGCAAAGGUCAGACUCUCAUGGAGGUGUUCGAGAGCAUGAACCUGACCGCCUUUGACCUUAGUGUGGACACUCUGGACAUGCAUGCCGACCGCAACACCUUCCAUCGGUUUGACAAAUUCAACGCUAAAUAUAAUCCCAUUGGUGAAUCCAUCCUGAGAGAGAUCUUCAUCAAAACCGACAACUACAUCGAAGGGAAGUACUUCGGUCACAUUAUAAAGGAAGUGAUGGCGGACCUGGAGGAGAGCAAGUACCAGAACGUGGAGCUCCGGCUGUCUAUCUACGGCCGCUCCAGAAACGAGUGGGACAAGCUGGCCAAGUGGGCCGUCAGACACCAGGUCUACUCCAACAACGUGCGGUGGCUCGUACAGGUGCCACGACUGUUUGAUGUCUACCACACAAAGAGACAGCUGUCCAACUUCCAGGAAAUGCUUGAGAAUAUCUUCAGGCCUUUGUUUGAGGUCACAAUCAAUCCUGGCAGCCACCCAGAGCUGCACCUCUUCCUUCAGCAUGUUGUUGGCUUUGACAGUGUGGACGAUGAAUCCAAACCAGAGCAACAUAUCUUCAACCUGGACAGUCCGCUGCCAGCCAACUGGACGGAGGAGGACAACCCACCAUAUUCCUACUACCUCUACUAUAUGUAUGCAAACAUGACAGUGUUGAAUCACCUGCGCAGGCAGCGCGGCUUUCACACUCUUGUUCUGCGGCCUCACUGUGGGGAAGCCGGGCCGAUCCAUCACCUGGUGUCUGGGUUCAUGCUGUCGGAGAACAUCUCCCAUGGGCUGCUGCUCAGAAAGGCUCCGGUGCUGCAGUACCUGUAUUAUUUGGCUCAGAUUGGCAUCGCCAUGUCUCCUCUCAGCAAUAACAGCCUGUUCCUCAGCUACCACCGCAACCCUCUGCCAGAGUACCUGUCUCGAGGACUCAUGGUCUCUCUGUCCACAGACGAUCCUCUGCAGUUUCACUUUACCAAGGAGCCACUGAUGGAGGAGUACAGCAUCGCUGCUCAGGUGUGGAAACUGAGCUCAUGUGACAUGUGUGAGUUAGCCAGGAACAGCGUCUUAAUGAGCGGAUUCUCUCACAAGAUGAAGAGUUACUGGCUCGGCCCAGACUACAUCACAGAAGGCCAGGAGAGCAACGACAUCAGGCGCACCAACGUCCCCGACAUCCGCGUGGCGUACCGCUACGAGACCAUGUGUGAGGAGCUGAAUUUGAUCACGCAGGCCAUCCGCACAGAUGAGCUGGAGACCAUAGAGGAGGAGGGGGCAUUGAGCAUGGGAGCGGUGCAGGCGGAGAAGUGAACGUGCAGCACAGACGGCUCAGCACACAGGCCACGUUUCCACAUCUGGAUGUUGUACACGUUUGCAUAGAAACACAUCACUUGUGAAAGAAAAGAAGAACCUUCCAUAUGGGAUGAUUACGAGCUGCUAACAUCAUAAAUUAAAACCUGUGUAUCUUCAGUUUUCUUCCUUUAGUUUCCCGGAGUUGUUUGUUUUGUUCCUGAUGCUUUUUUUUCCAAAAUGUCUCUUGACUACGUCCUUCUAAGAGUAUCAUAGACUGUUACCAUAUUCUGUCACCAUUUACUGUAUGUCCAGUGUCUGUAACUGCUUGCACAUUUUCAAAAAUAUCAUGAAUAAUAAACAGGAUCCAAGAUUGACUGUGAAAAGAGAAAUAAUUUAAACAACAUACAGAGCUGCAUUUAGGAUCAGGUUACUUGGUUACUUUUUUUUUUUGGCUAUUUAGGAGGUUUGAAAAUGUUCUUUUUUUUCUUUUUUUUAUCUAUGUUAGUCCUUCAUUAGUUGUUGGGUCUUGCAGCCACUGCUCCAGCUACAUUAAACCUAUAAUAACAUAAGUUAAAGAAGCGAAUAGAUUUACCAUCUCUGAAAUCUUACAGACAGCAGAAAAAGCGAUAGUAGAGCCAUCUGCAGAGUCUGCAAACCUGACAGUAUCUGUCAAUUGAAAAAAAUAUAUAUUUAUAUACAAAAUAUUACGCACUGGUAAACACUGUUUACUAAUCAAACAGUGCCCAAGACGUCAGAAACUAGUUGGGCUCAGAAGGAUUUUAUUUCACGGUAUGCGAGUAAAAGGGGUUAAAUACAAUAGCAAGUCACAAUUUUCAGAUUUCAUGUUUGAGGCUGUAACAUGAGAAACUCAAAAAAAAGCUAAGCAGUGUAUUCCUAAGACUUAAUGCGGGAAUAUACAUAAAAUUCCUGCACUUACAAUAACAAUGUGUGGACCAAUGUUAAACUUCAGAAUGCCAAUUAGAACAUAAAGAUGGACUUAAUGUUUUAACAUCAUUAGACAGUUCAUAGAUUACCAUUUUGAAACCUUAAUUUUUGGUAGGUGGGUUUUGGUCCCUCUGCAAAGUGACCACAUAAUUUUUCUCUACAUUAAAAAAGCUGUGGGUGGAUAUUCUGUCAAACAAAGUUGGAUCUGUCUUGAAAAACAGAAAUCCAUUUAAAGGGAACUUAGGUAAAAGAUUAGCGAAACAAAAUCUUGUUUUCUAUGUAGUUUGCAUGUGGUCUCUGUGCUCUCUGAAUACUCUUGUCCUAAACGUGCAUGUAAGACUUAUUGGUGACUAAACCACCUUAAGCUGUGUCUGCAUGGUUGUUUGCCUUCAUCGCUUACCCCAUUGUGGAGUUGGAAUAGGCUCCAACAUGGAAGCAUCUCUCUUUGGAUGGCAUCGUUAUUGCAUUUUAGGUUUCUUACUUAGUGGCUUUGCGUCUGAGAUUUUGUUCUGUACAUUUUAUAUAGACAGGUUAUAAUUAAGAGGCGAUGCUUUAACUCUUGCCCAUGAUCAACUGUGGCAACAUAGCUAACAAAUCAGAGAAGCCCUCACACACAUCAUCUUCCUUGAUUUCUUGAUUUUAUUAAAAUUCUCUUUAACUUAAACUUGAACAGAUGUCAAAUGAACAAAUAAUUUUAACUGUGAUGCCCUUGCAUGUCAUUCUCAGUAACUUCUGUUGAAAGUAGCUGCUGUCAAAUACAAUAAACAAUUCACACAAUAACAACAUUAGAUUUUUUUUUUUUUUUUUACAAAUUACCUGCAAACGUAAAGAUGUCCAAACUUAAAAAAAGGACAAAAUCUGUUUUAUAUGUGCAGAAGAGGCCAGCAGGAUUAAAUUACAACCACAUCACUAAGUCUUUUACCUAAUAAGAUUUUGCCUUUCUGUACGAGAAUUACCAGCUGAGCUGUUACGUAAACAAAAAAUGAAAACCAAAAUAAAUAAAAUUAGAGAACUGAUGCUCAAACACAGAAACAUGUUAGAUGAUUGAGUUUCAAUCGUGUUGUACCAAAGAGAACAUCUCCGUCUUUAGUUACCUGCAACAUUUUGUUAUAUUUCUUAUUAGUGAUUCAUAAAGGUAGAAUGAGGACAAGUCAAUAUUUGUGAUACUACACUUCUGUAGUAAAUAUUAUACUAGCUUUACGACUCUAUCUGCUGAUGGUUUGACCUUUGAUCACCACCAUGUGCUCUUUACAAAGACAUAUCUGAAUACAUGUCAGGCUGUACAUGGUAUAAUCUAUUUCCUCAGUUUACACUCCUUGCACAUAUAGAGAAGUGCCAGAUAUUUAAAAAAGGUUAUUUAUAAACUGAGAAUUGAUAAAGUGCAAAAUCAUUUUAAAACUCCUGCCUUAUGUAUCCUGGUGUCAUUAGGGCUAUUUCAAAUCUAAAUGUAUCCUUUUUUUGAGAAUUGUACAUGUGUCAUUUGUGGAAUAUUAUUGUGUCUGUAAAGAAUAAAUAUAAUUUAUGCUGUCAAACAUGA